AUGGAGCCACUACCGAGCUUCUCCAGCAUAUAUGCUGGCGACAAUUUGAUUCCGGAGCCUGUUAGGAACACGGAAGCUCAAACAGAAGAACCGGAAGUGAUCAUUAUAGAUGACUCUACCCCGACUCAAGCUAGCAUCGCAUCCCCCAAGCGGACUAGAGAGUCCUCUCUCGACAUGAGCGACGAGCGACCCAGAAAGUCUCCGUAUAGCUUCUUUUCCUCGGGCAGCCUUCGUGCAGAAUUUCUUUUGCAGCCCGUUGAUAUCGAAAAAUCACAAACAGAAGAACCGGGAAUGGCCAUCAUAGAUGCCUCUACGCCGACUCAUGCUAGCAGUGUCCCCCCCGAGAGAACCAUAGUAUCGCCUCUCGACUCGAGCGAGGACGAGUGGCCCAGAAAGUCUGCGGUUGACGGUUUGCGACGAUUCAUUGUUCAUCCCAAGACGAUCCAAGUGUCCUUUGAUGACAUUCACGUCCAUUCGAACACGAUCGAGGCUCUUGGGAACCUCACCCUGGCGCUCGACUAUCCGGACGCCUUCAGCUACGGUAUCUUGUCCAAGGGUGCCCCGCCGUCAGUACUGCUGUAUGGGCCACCCGGGACUGGCAAGACGCAGCUCGUCCGCGCCCUCGCAAAACAGGCCCGCUCCAAGAUCUUGGCCAUAUCUAGCGCCGACAUCCAUGACAAGUAUGUCGGCGUCGGUGAGAAGAUGAUCAAGGAUUUGUUCAAGCUUGCGAAACGGGAGCACCCUUGCAUCAUCUUCAUCGACGAGGCUGACUGCCUGUUCCGCUCGCGCUCGAGCGAGUCCAACAAAAACUACCAAUCGUAUCUCAACGAAUUUCUUGUGGCCAUGGAUGGGAUCGGCUCUCGGGGCGCCAGGAGCCCCACCAUCGUGGCGGCGACAAACCGGCCGUUUGAUAUUGAUGAGGGAAUCCUGCGGCGCCUAGGCCGGCGCAUCAUGGUCGGCAUGCCAGACGCGGCGGCACGCGAAGAGAUCUUGAAGAUCCACGUGCGCGGAGAAUCUCUGGCUCCCGACGUGAGCCUCUCCGACCUGGCAAAGGUCACUCCGAACUACAGCGGCUCCGACCUCAAGAACCUCGUGUAUUCGGCCGCCCUGAGGGCCCUGCGGGAAGAAGCAGACCAGCCCCAAGCUCAAAACUUGGCAUCUGGUGCCCCGGCGGUGGAUGACAGCUCUGGCUCAGCGGAAAGAUGCAAGAUUGGCUGCGGCCGCGUCCUGCGCAAGGAACACUUUGCCUACGCCAAGCGCGAGACGCAUCCGUCCCCGGUGGCGGAUACGGUGGCCAAGAUUCAGGAGUUCCACAACAAGCAUGGCGAUACAGUGCAGAGAAGCGGCGCGAGCGGCCCAGUGAACAAGUCGAAAGCGCCUGUCUCAUGCUGA
Molecule: messenger RNA, 1392 nt
Organism: Grosmannia clavigera kw1407
Lineage: Eukaryota; Fungi; Ascomycota; Sordariomycetes; Ophiostomatales; Ophiostomataceae
Product: mitochondrial ATPase, aaa-type
Exons: 2
Coding region: 1-1392 (463 amino acids)
Cellular component (GO): mitochondrial outer membrane
Molecular function (GO): ATP hydrolysis activity; ATP binding
Source: RefSeq, a predicted model, not a curated record